Messenger RNA from Cladophialophora psammophila CBS 110553, 1806 nucleotides. RefSeq lists its product as uncharacterized. The record is from RefSeq and is a predicted model, not a curated record. Lineage: Eukaryota; Fungi; Ascomycota; Eurotiomycetes; Chaetothyriales; Herpotrichiellaceae. The coding region runs from base 1 to 1806 and encodes 601 amino acids. The transcript has a single exon. Gene Ontology annotation, molecular function: FAD binding.
AUGGCUCGAGAUCUGGAUUUCCCCGUCAUCAUUACUGGAGGUGGAGGAUGUGGUUUGUCCAUGUCAUCGUUCCUCUCUGACUACGGGGUCGAUCACAUUUUGUUCGACCGCAAGACCGUGGCCUCAGCUCUUCCAAAGGCACAUUACCUCAAUCAGAGGACCAUGGAGACGUUUAGGUUGCAUGACAUGCACAGAGAAAUCCAGAAAAAGAGCUGUCCUCCCAGCCGAAUGAGUCAGGUUGCAUGGGCCACUUCACUCGGAGGUAAUGGGCACCUGGACAGGAAAGUGAUUCACCAAUUCCCAUGCUUUGGUGGCGAUGAUGGCGGCUUCAAAUCACAGGCAUACAAAAGAGACGGUCCAGAAGGAUCGGCCAAUCUUCCACUUUGCAGAAUGGAACCCAUCUUACGGCGAAUGGCGGAAGAAAGGAAUCCCGGACGUAUCUGUUUCGGAUGUACGGUCGUCGAUUUUCAAGAUAUCGGUGAGUACGUUGAGGUUACUGUCCAAGACACGGCGGGAAACCUUUCAGCUUAUCGAACGCGAUAUCUCAUUGGUGCAGACGGCGGACGCACCGUUGGGCAUAAGAUCGGUGUCACAAUGGAAGGUCGUACUGGAAUCACAGAUAUGGUCUCUGUGCACUUCGGAGCAGACCUCUCCCAGUACUGGGACGAAACCUUUUUCGCCUGCCAUUUCAUAAACGGCGAAUGCGGAACGAUCUUUGAGAGCGGAGCUAUAGUCCCCAUGGGUCCAACCUGGGGCAGGCAAUCUGAAGAAUGGGUCAUGCAUUUUGGUUUCGCAUUGGACGACGAAGCCAGGCACCAAGAGGACAAACUGAUACCUCGAAUCCGCGAUCUCCUCAAGAUUCCAGAUCUAGAGAUCAAAGUUCACAGAAUAAGUCAUUGGAUUAUCGAAAAAGUGGUGGCGGACAAGUACCGCGUUGGCAACGUUUUCAUUGCUGGCGAUGCUGCUCACAAACGUCCUCCAACCACCGGGCUGGGCUUGAAUACGGCGAUAGAAGACGCCUUCAAUCUAUCUUGGAAGUUGGCCAUGGUCCUCAAGCACAACGUCGACACCAAGAUCCUCGAUACUUAUGAGCUGGAACGACGACCAGUCGGCAAAAGAAACGCCGACUGGGGUCUGUUCACCUUCGAGAACUCCGCUGUAAUUAAUGCCGCUAUUGGCUUGGUUGCCGGACAGAAGGAGAACAACAAGUCCAGAUUCGAGGCAGUGUUUGAAGACUCUUUAACAGGGCGAAGCAUCCAAGCGCAGGUCAAGAAGAUGAUUGAAUCUCAAAGCAUCGAAUUUGGAGCACAUGGGAUCGAGCUUGGGUUCACGUACGAGGAUGGUCUCAAAAUCCCAGACGGCACCCAAACUCCGGAGGUAGAUCCUCUCGGCCAGAAAUACUUCCCGACAACUCGACCAGGGCACCGUCUCCCUCAUGCAUGGUUGGUUUCGGAGGGUCGAGUCAUCUCGACGCACGAUCUGGUUGGACCUAAAGGGUCAUUUUUGCUUCUGACUGAUGAAAAUGGGCUGGAAUGGGCGGCAGCUGCAAAGCGACUAGUUCUUCGGUACAAGAUUCCUAUCCAGACCGCUCGAACUGGUGAGUCUCUGAGGGACAUAACAGACCAGUGGAAGAGCGUUAAGCAACUCGAGGAUGGCGGUGCAAUUUUGGUGCGGCCUGAUAAUUUCAUUGCUUGGAGAUCACGGGGCCCGUCGAAGGCGAAUGGUCAGGAGCUGGAGGCCUCGUUUGCUGUGCUGUUGGGACUUUCGCAGCCAAUUUUCGAACCAAGACAGCUGUCAGUUGAUUGA